GCCCCGGUUGCGUAUGGGGCGGGAGGUCGCUCGGGUCGGGUGUCGCCUGAGAACCGGAUGAGGCGGCGACUGUGAGACGAAGUUUGGAGUCGGGAGUUGGGCUGAGUCCCGGGGGAGCAACCGCCGGCGCGCGGGGCAGGGUCGUUGGGAGGCUGGGGAGGUCUCUCGAGCCACGAGGGGGGAGUCGCCGCCGCCGCCACCAUGGGGAACCGGGGGAUGGAGGAGCUGAUCCCGCUGGUCAACAAGCUGCAGGACGCGUUCAGUUCCAUCGGGCAGAGCUGCCACCUGGACCUGCCGCAGAUCGCCGUGGUGGGCGGCCAGAGCGCCGGCAAGAGCUCCGUGCUCGAGAACUUCGUCGGCCGGGAUUUCCUUCCUCGUGGAUCAGGAAUCGUCACCAGACGUCCCCUUAUUCUUCAACUCAUUUUCUCAAAAACAGAAUAUGCAGAAUUUUUGCACUGUAAGUCCAAGAAGUUUACGGACUUUGAUGAAGUUCGCCAAGAGAUUGAAGCAGAGACCGACAGGGUCACGGGGACCAAUAAAGGCAUUUCUCCUAUCCCCAUUAACUUGCGAGUCUAUUCACCACAUGUGUUGAAUUUAACCUUAAUUGACCUUCCGGGCAUCACUAAGGUACCUGUUGGUGAUCAGCCUAUGGAUAUUGAGUACCAGAUCAGGGACAUGAUCUUGCAGUUCAUUAGCAAAGAAAGCAGCUUGAUUCUUGCAGUCACGCCAGCCAACAUGGAUCUAGCAAAUUCAGAUGCCCUGAAGAUGGCUAAGGAAGUUGAUCCUCAGGGCUUACGGACAAUUGGUGUUAUAACCAAGCUUGACCUAAUGGAUGAAGGCACAGAUGCCAGAGAUGUACUUGAGAACAAGUUGCUCCCAUUGAGAAGAGGUUAUAUUGGUGUAGUAAAUCGGAGCCAAAAGGACAUUGAUGGGAAGAAGGAUAUCCGUGCAGCCCUUGGGGCUGAGAGGAAGUUUUUCCUCUCUCAUCCAGCAUAUCGACACAUAGCAGACCGAAUGGGCACCCCCCACUUACAGAAGACCCUGAACCAGCAACUGACCAAUCACAUCCGAGAGUCUCUGCCUGCACUGCGAAGCAAGCUCCAGAGCCAGCUGCUAUCCUUGGAGAAGGAGGUAGAAGAAUACAAGAACUUCCGGCCUGAUGAUCCCACCCGGAAAACCAAAGCCCUGCUGCAGAUGGUCCAGCAGUUUGGUGUGGACUUUGAAAAGAGAAUCGAAGGCUCAGGAGACCAGGUGGACACAUUGGAACUUUCUGGUGGUGCAAGGAUUAACCGCAUCUUUCACGAGAGGUUUCCGUUUGAGCUUGUGAAGAUGGAAUUUGAUGAGAAAGACUUGAGACGAGAAAUUAGCUAUGCAAUUAAAAACAUCCAUGGAGUCAGGACGGGUCUCUUCACCCCCGACAUGGCCUUUGAAGCCAUUGUGAAAAAACAGAUUGUAAAGCUCAAAGAGCCGAGUUUGAAGUGUGUUGAUCUGGUGGUCUCAGAGCUGGCCACCGUCAUUAAAAAGUGUGCUGAGAAGCUUGGCUCCUAUCCCAGGUUACGAGAAGAAACAGAAAGAAUUGUCACCACUUACAUCAGGGAGCGAGAAGGGAGAACAAAGGACCAGAUCCUUCUUCUGAUCGACAUUGAGCUGUCAUACAUCAACACAAAUCACGAGGACUUCAUUGGCUUUGCAAACUGUUACUAUACUGAGCAGCUUGUGACAGGUGCCCAACAGAGAAGCACUCAGCUGAACAAGAAAAGGGCCGUUCCAAACCAGGGUGAGAUCCUGGUGAUUCGAAAGGGCUGGUUGACCAUCAACAAUAUCAGCCUGAUGAAAGGUGGUUCCAAGGAGUAUUGGUUUGUGCUCACUGCGGAGUCCUUGUCGUGGUACAAGGAUGAGGAGGAAAAAGAGAAGAAGUACAUGCUGCCGUUGGAUAACCUCAAAAUUCGAGAUGUGGAAAAGGGCUUCAUGUCCACUAAGCACAUCUUUGCUAUCUUCAACACAGAGCAGAGGAAUGUCUAUAAGGACCUACGUCAGAUUGAGCUAGCCUGUGACUCCCAGGAGGAUGUAGAUAGUUGGAAAGCCUCUUUCCUCCGAGCUGGGGUCUAUCCUGAGAAAGACCAGGCUGAGAAUGAGGACGGGGCCCAGGAAAACACCUUCUCCAUGGACCCUCAACUGGAACGCCAGGUGGAAACCAUCAGGAACCUUGUUGAUUCCUAUGUGAGGAUUAUCAACAAGUCUAUCCGUGACCUCAUGCCAAAGACAAUCAUGCAUCUCAUGAUCAACAAUACCAAGGCCUUCAUCCACUCAGAGCUACUGGCCUAUCUCUACUCCUCCGCGGACCAGAGCAGCCUGAUGGAGGAAUCUGCGGACCAGGCACAGCGUCGAGAAGACAUGCUGCGCAUGUACCAUGCCCUGAAGGAGGCACUUAACAUCAUUGGGGACAUCAGCACCAGCACUGUGUCUACCCCGGUGCCCCCACCUGUGGAUGACACAUGGCUCCAGAGUUCUAGCAGUCGGCACAGUCCCACACCUCAGCAUCGACCUCCUGCCAGUGUGCCUCCCCCAGGAAGACCCCCUGCAGUCAGGGGCCCUACCCCGGGUCCACCUCUGAUCCCUGUGCCUGUAGGAGUCGCUGCUUCCUUUGUGGCUCCCCCUAUUCCCUCUCGGCCUGGACCUCAAAAUGUCUUCACUAACAGUGAUCCCUUUUCAGCCCCACCUCAGAUCCCAUCUCGGCCAGCACGCAUUCCGCCUGGCAUCCCCCCUGGUGUGCCCAGCAGAAGACCCCCUGCCGCACCGAACCGGCCAACCAUUAUCCGCCCGGCGGAACCAUCAUUGCUAGAUUAACCUUGGGUUCUAAAAAAAGCCCAUGUACUCAGUGGGGUGUGACAACCAGACCAUCAGGGUACCAUUGUGGGUGGGGUUUCUAUACACUGUUGGCUCUGAGGGGCACCCAAGGUUGUAGAAAGGAAAUGUGGCUCUGGGCCCUGAGGCCUCUUUCCCUUCCCCUUUUUCUCCCUUAGUCCCUGAUAGCCAGGCCUGAGGCCACGUUUGCCAGGCAGUGGGCGUGGUGGCACACCUGCCUUCCUUGCCCAUCCCAGCACAGAGGCAGGCAGCACCCAGGGGCUCGCUGACAGGCCAGGGACGCAGCUCUGCAGGCUUCCAAGGCACUUGCACUUACCCCUGAACUGAGCGGUCCUGGGGAGCCUGGAGUGGGGUCGGGUUCUUGCACUUUGUGAAUGAGGUCUGGGACCUGAGUUAGGACAGAGGGGUGGGACUGAUGUAGUGGCCUGUCAGCUCAGCCCAUCAGUCCUAGGCACUGUUUAUGUAUAAAUGAUAUAUGUAUGGGGGAGGGAGGGACGAUGAGUCUUGGGCUUUGGGCACAGCAAGAGCCUGUGUUUCUGUGUCUGUGGCCCUUUGAGUGACUUGUGAUUAAACCAAAUGUAAACUGGAGACCAGGUGAGCUGCCACAUCCUUUGUACUCAAGUUAAAUGAUGUGCUAUUACCAGAUGAGCCAGUGGGGUCAGGGCUUCUCUUCCCUAAGUCACCUUGUUUGGGGAGAGAGUCUUGCUGACCAGUUAGUACUAAGUCUUGGGCCCCCCCCCCACUCCUACCCCUAGCCCCGGGCCAGAAUGGGGACUACUGCUCUUCUCACCAUGAGUCUCACUCAUGUUCAUCACCCCAGGAGCUCAGAGUGACAGUAAAUCGUGAAGUAGCAAGGACCAGGGCCUGGCCUGGGGUUAUCAGAUGAACCUAGUCAGAAAGUAGCUAGCCCAGUAUUGGAGGUCGUGGGGGUUAUGGUGGCCAGAGUUUUGGUGGUCUUCUUGAUCUCUCCACUGCCACGGACUGCUCCUUUACACUCCUAGCCACUGGUGUAUUUGCACACCUCCAGCUGUACAUAGUCCUUCUGGAAGUCAGGCUUAACUAAAAUGUCAAGCCCAAGCCCAAACACUGCUGCAUUGGAGCCUCUGUGUUAAGCUUCCAGAGAAUAAUCUCCAGCCCUUAAAUCCACCCUAAACCCCAGAGCUGCCUUAAAGCCCCUGCUAGGGAUGGGGACCCAUUGGGGUGCAGAACUGACUCUUGGGAAAGUGGUCUUCCCUUCACCCCCAACCCCAGGCCAGGGAGCACUUGGAUCAGGGACCAUGCCUGCCUGAGGACUGCCCAAGGCUCAGAGCUGAUGUUGGCCUGGCUGGCAAAACAUCUGCCAGACCUAACACGUUUAGGACCCUGUGUGGGAAAUGGGCUCCAGCUCUGGUCACGCUGGCACCUCUCUGUAGGACUUAACUUGUUCCUUCACUCAAUUUGACCAGUGUAAGUGCCUCUGCUCUGUACCCUAUUAAUAAACUAAAAAUAAAGGGAAGCUACUGGUGG
Phascolarctos cinereus (koala) is the source of this 4371-nucleotide messenger RNA. The record is from RefSeq and is a predicted model, not a curated record. NCBI's taxonomy places the organism in Eukaryota, Metazoa, Chordata, Mammalia, Diprotodontia, Phascolarctidae.